AUGGCCUACGCCGACAGAGACCACGAGCCUCGAUCAGGCCACGCAUAUCACCGCCCAGCACACUCGCCACACGGCUCCCAUCGCAGCCAUUCGAGGCGAGCCUAUGAGCGUGCUGGACAUGGUGCCAUGAACCGCGACGACGACGACCGCAGAGAUCGAGGCAGAUCGGAUCGAGAGCCUCGAGGUCCGCCCAAGGCUUCCUACGACAGAAGACGCUCCUUAUCGCCUGCACCAAGACGCGCGGAACCCCCGCGGGGGCGCGACUACCCACGCGACACACGGCGUGACGGCUUCCGGGAACGAGACGAUAUCCCCAAGGGGCCUCGACGUCGCUCGCGUUCGCCCACCUCGCCGGGCAAGAGACGGCGAAGCAUCAGCCCCGGACCACCGUACCACGGCAGCAAGAAGUCGAAACGCGAUCGGGAGCGGGACAAGCGACGGGUCAAGAAGGGCCGCCCCCGCCCGUCAUCCCCAUCCUACCGGCGCUCGCCCUCGCCUUAUCGUGGACGUCACGCGUCCGACAGACCUGAUCUGUUCGAUUUCCCGCCUUCGAGGGCUCGCAGCCGCUCUCCGCGCCAUCCCGGCGAGUCUCGUCUGGACAGAGGUGCAUCGCCGCACGAACGCCCUCGUCGGGGGUCGCUGUUGAGUAAUCGCUCGCGCUCACCACCACGGCCCGGGUCUCGCCAUUCAGGACUCUCACGUGUUCAUUCCCCCCACCCCCCUCAGCUUUCAGAAGCCGGGUCAUACUCGCGGAGGUCCACGCCUGGCCCUGAAGCUCCGCUGUCUCAUCGUCCUCACUCCCCGCAACCCGACCGGCCACCCCCUACAGGACCCUCUGCCUCUCGCAAGAAGCACCGCGAGGACCCUCGCCUGGCCAGACGGCCACAACCUUCGUCAGGCGCCAACAGCAUCGAAGUCGGCAUGAAUAGAAGGGCAGACGUGCGAAGUAGUUACGGACCGAAUACGUCUGCAGCUCUCCACCCCCCAGGCCGUUCCAGUGAUCCUCGUCACAACUACUCGCCCUCUCAUGCUACGUCUGGCUCAUCCCAUCAUGGCUCACCAAGUGCACAAUCACCCCAUGGCGAGAGAUCUCGAGGUGCUUCGGCAUUCUCCCCGCAGCGUGGCUCUCACAGCGGACCUCAGUCCCAGUUCAAUCAGUCGCCGCCGCACCCGCCGACAGGACCAAGUCGUGGCUUCUCAAGGGGGUCCUUCCGUGGUGGAAGCUUCAGUGCCCCUCGCGGCGGAUCUCGGAACGGUGGAUUCAACCCGCCCACAGGCCCAUCUGCUGAGAGAGGCCACACGAGCCAUAGCCAUUCCGGGGAGAGCACACCUAAUCACGGACCAAACCUUCAACAGCCUGAGACAGUUGCGCUCAGGAAGGAUGAUCCUGUCACCCAAGAUCCCUCGCAACCCGAGAAGGAGCCGCCAUUUGAUGAAUCAAUGGCAAAGAGAAUCGACGACCAAGAUAUCGACGAGCAAGUGCCUCAACCAAAUCGUGCUCCGCCCAGUGGUCCUACGACAAGCACUCAGUCGGGUCCAAAAUUCAGCUUCGCCUUCAAGGCUACAUCCAAGACUCCAGUUGCCGCCCCUAAGCCGGAGAUCUCGCAGAAAUUCAGCGCCGCUCCUCCACGAAGAGACCCGCCGCAGCCUGCCGAUGAUCGUAGCAACAGAGACCGGGAUUUGCCUAGGGAUGUCCCAACUGGUCCAGCAUCGUCUAGAUCACGAAAUGACCACGAAUACCACAGCAGGCAACGAGCUCCCGAACACCCUAGGCCGGCGAGGCCUCCCAGAACGAGGAAAGUAAUAAGGAUAGAGAGGCGCCUGAAACCAAAGCCCACAUUACCCGAGCACCUGGCCGCUUCCGAGUCUCCGUUCUAUAGAAAGCCUGGCAAUGACUCGGUGGUUGGAUCUGGUACCUAUGGUAAAGUCUUCAAGGGCGUACAUGUUUACAGCGGACGACUUGUUGCCCUGAAGAAAAUUCGCAUGGAAGGAGAAAGAGAUGGCUUUCCUGUCACUGCCGUGCGCGAAAUCAAACUGCUCCAAUCUCUGCGCCAUGAGAAUAUUGUCUCCUUACAAGAAGUAAUGGUUGAGAGGAACGAUUGCUUCAUGGUUUUCGAAUACCUCUCGCAUGAUCUCACGGGUCUUCUCAACCACCCUUCCUUCAAGCUUGAACCCGACCAGAAGAAACACCUAGCCAAGCAGCUCUUUGAGGGCUUGGACUAUCUGCACACCAGGGGCGUCCUUCACAGAGACAUCAAGGCUGCCAACAUUCUCGUGAGCAGCGACGGUAUACUAAAACUUGCAGAUUUUGGUCUGGCCCGGUUUUAUGCCAAACACCAUCAGAACGACUACACGAACCGUGUCAUCACUAUCUGGUACCGGUCUCCGGAGCUGCUUCUCGGCGAGACACGAUACAGCGCUGCAGUUGACGUGUGGAGCGCUGCGUGUGUGAUGGUUGAGAUCUUUACCCGCCAUGCUAUCUUCCCCGGUGAUGGCACGGAAAUUAACCAGUUAGAUAAGAUCUAUGCCAUCCUCGGCACGCCAAACAAGGUGGAAUGGCCUGAUCUUGUCAAGAUGGAGUGGUUCGAGCUCCUGAGGCCUGGCUAUCGUAAACCGAACGUCUUCGCCGAGAAGUAUAUGGAGAAGGUUCCCGCAGCCGCGUUCGAACUCCUAGCCUCCAUGUUUCAGUACGACCCUGUUCGGCGGCCCUCGGCUGCCCAAGCCCUUGAGCACCCUUACUUCACCACGGAGUACCCGCCACCCCGGCAAGCUACAGAACUUGCGAAUAUCCAGGGUGACUGGCACGAGUUUGAGUCGAAAGCACUGCGCCGCGAAAAGGAGCGUCAGGAACGGGAGGCCCGCCGUGCUGCCAACUCAAAGGCGAAGGACGCAGAGAAGCCAGGAAAGGAAGUCGAGGUGCGAGAUAAGGAGAGGAAACGGCCGGGCUCAUCGCAUGACGGACGUGACACUAAGCGACCCCAUAUCGAGGGUCGUCCAUCAUCGUCAGGAAAGCCCUCGGAGGGACCGUAG
Messenger RNA from Neoarthrinium moseri, 3030 nucleotides. RefSeq lists its product as uncharacterized. Bases 1 to 3030 code for a protein of 1009 amino acids. Gene Ontology annotation, molecular function: ATP binding; cyclin-dependent protein serine/threonine kinase activity; cyclin binding. Gene Ontology annotation, cellular component: cyclin/CDK positive transcription elongation factor complex; nucleus. Gene Ontology annotation, biological process: positive regulation of transcription elongation by RNA polymerase II; transcription elongation by RNA polymerase II; protein phosphorylation. The transcript is spliced from 2 exons. The record is from RefSeq and is a predicted model, not a curated record. NCBI's taxonomy places the organism in Eukaryota, Fungi, Ascomycota, Sordariomycetes, Amphisphaeriales, Apiosporaceae.